CAAAUAUCUGUUAGGAUCUGUGCUUCUCUGUUCUCAGCUCAUAGACUAAUUAAAAGGUUUCUUCUCCCUGCCCCCUGCGAGUCCAUUCUGUGUCUUCGAUUCUUGCUUUAGUGGCGCAUAUCCUGACAAGGAGAGAUCCGGGAUAUGCCUAAGACAGAGAUCGUGUUGAAUGGAAGGAAAACGCCUCCGUCAUUAGUGGAUCUAUGUGUUAAGACGGCAAUAGAUAAUGUAAGGUACCUUGGGGAUGUUGGUGAAACAGAUCUUGAUCUCCUUGACCGAAUUUUACCACACUGUACAGUUGACCAAUUGAUGCACGUGGAGAAGUGCUCAGAAGGAAGAGAUCUAAGUCCAGUUACUGACAAGUUGUGGAAGAAAUUUUAUGAAAAGCAGUUUGGUGCAAAAAACACAGUGCACGUAGUGGAGAGGAUGGCCAAAAGUUUAAAGUCAUAUAAAUGGAUACAUUUGUAUGAGGCAAAAUCAGAAGACAUUGUUGAGCAUGAGAAGAAGGCAGCUGCCAGAAUUAAGCAACUAUACAAUAAAGAAACUGCACGAAAACAGAGUCGGCAAGUGCAGCUUUGCGCCAAGGUUCCACCUUCAAAAAAUAAAAGAAGCUUUUACGGAGGUAGUGGACCUGGCCACAAUGUUUCACACCUUAGGAACAACUUGAUGAAGAAGUCAAAAAUAGAACUUCUUAACAGGAUACCUAAGAUUUUCUUCCUCUUCCUUUCGAGCAGUCGUGAGGUGAAGAAUCUUGCAGCUAUGAAGAAAAAUACAUACCAGAGAAAUGAUGGUGCCUCUCCCAUGAUGAAAGCAGCUCAGUUCUCUGGGAAGGAUUCUGCUACGACUUCUAAACUUUUCAAGCCUGUACAUAGAGGAAUUUAGAAGCAUGUCUUCUGAGUCCUGGCAUUGCAAUGGAGAGUGCUAUCUUGGAUGGUAUCCUUGCUAAGCUUUGCAAGAUUUCUACUCCGACUUAGCUCCAUUUUUAAACAAUACGUCCAAUCUUGUUGGCCAGGUGAUCAUUAUAUUUUUUCCCCUUGGUUUUACGUGUAUCUUCCCUUUCUUACAUCCCAAUAAUGAAUAUUUGGUUGUUUCACUAUAUUUUCUUCUAGUCCAAGUUGUAACUAACUAGUUACUUGUUGGAAUCCGAUUUGUUUUCAUUUGGAAAAUUUACCCUUAUACAUAA
Juglans regia (Persian walnut) is the source of this 1183-nucleotide messenger RNA. RefSeq lists its product as uncharacterized. Gene Ontology annotation, biological process: transcription elongation by RNA polymerase II. The transcript has 8 exons. Lineage: Eukaryota; Viridiplantae; Streptophyta; Magnoliopsida; Fagales; Juglandaceae. The record is from RefSeq and is a predicted model, not a curated record. The coding region runs from base 145 to 882 and encodes 245 amino acids. Gene Ontology annotation, cellular component: nucleus; elongin complex.